UUUAGCUUUGGUGAAUUGUCUAGUGUCCCCCAUUAAGGCUAUAAAACCAAAACCUUUGAAAAACUGCUUCCAAAAGAUGAGUAAAUGGAAAUUAGAGAUUGCAUUAUUGUGUAGUGUCAAUAAUGAAUGUAGAACCAUCGCUUCCAGCUUGUUGAGCUCUUCACUGGCUGCUCUUCAACCUGGGAGUAUCUUUGUUCACUGGCUGCUCUAUCUUUCGCAUAAAUAUGGCCGGAGGACGACAGAGAGCGAAGAAACUUAGCAAGUCAUGCAUUCUCCUAAUAGUGAUAUCCGGUAUGGAGAGGUUUGCAUUCAAAGGGGUGGCGUCUAAUCUAGUGACUUAUCUCACGGAUGUGGUGAAGAUGAGCAACUCUUCUGCGGCAAAGGCUGUCAACAGUUGGUGCGGGUUUACUUCCAUGCUGCCACUGCUGGUGGCACCCCUUGCGGACUCUUACUGGGAUCGCUAUCCCACUAUUUUGGUCUCUUCUUUCCUCUAUGUUGUGGGGCUUGUGGCAUUGACAUCGACAUCAUUGGCAUGGGCACGGUCCCCUACAAGCAAAAGUACAAGGUCCUAUUCAUUUCUCUUUUGGUCUCUAUACUUGAUUUCAAUAGGCCAAGGUGGAUAUAACCCAUCUUUGCAAGCAUUUGGAGCAGAUCAGCUUGAUGAUGAUCAUGAUCAAGAUCAGGAAUUGCCCUGCAGUAAUAAAGAAGAGUGCAAGUCGACUAAUGAUCAAAAGAGUUUAUUCUUCCAGUGGUGGUAUUUUGGCGUUUGCAGUGGAAGCCUAAUGGGGGUCACAUUUAUGUCCUACAUCCAAGAUACCUUUGGUUGGGUACUGGGAUUUGCCAUUCCCAUGAUGGCAAUGGUACUAUCUAUUGCACUUUUUUCUUGUGGAAGCCGGAUGUAUAUGUAUAAAAGGGACGGGGCUUUCUAUAAUCAUAAGCCCUUUGAGUGCAUAGCUCAGGCUUUCAAAGCAACCAAAUCAAUGUUUAUGACUCGUGGAAUCACACACUUGAGUUACAAAUCUGAGAAGGUCGAGCUAGAGCUUCAAGAGAAACCUCUUUGUCGUGAAGAGUUUGACAGCAUCGAGGGCUUAGAAGAUCAGAAACCCAGAAAUGGUGUCCAUAUCAUGCUCGAAAAUGCGAAAGUAGUGCUGCGGCUUUUACCCAUAUGGACACUGCUUUUAAUGUUUGCAGUAAUUUUUCAACAACCUGCAACUUUCUUUACUAAACAAGGUAUGACAAUGAAGAGGAACAUUGGGAGCAGCUUCAAGAUUCCCCCAGCUACGCUACAGAGUGCUAUUACGUUGUCUAUUAUUCUCCUGAUGCCUUUAUAUGACAAGAUUUUGAUCCCGAUUAUCCGGUUGAUAACUUGUGAUGAAAAGGGUAUCAGUGUAAUGAAAAGAAUGGGGAUAGGAAUGUUCCUGUCGAUCAUAGCCAUGGUUAUUGCGGCAAUCGUUGAAACAAAGAGGCUGGAGAUCAGUAGAAAGAUUGGAAAUUUUGAAUCACCAUCAGGAACGGUGCCACUAAGCAUCUUUUGGUUGCUGCCCCAAUACAUUCUCUUAGGCGUUUCAGACAUUUUCACUGUUGUUGGGAUGCAGGAGUUCUUUUACAAUGAAGUUCCCGUUAGAAUGAGGACCAUGGGCUUUGCGCUGUACACGAGUGUUUUUGGGGUGGGGAGCUUCUUGAGUGCCCUAUCGAUUUCACUCGUCGAAAUCUUUACCAGUUCAAAAGGGCACAGCUGGUUCUCUGACAACAUGAAUGAAGCUUGCCUAGACAAAUUCUACUGGCUUCUAGCCUUAUUAGGCGCACUGAGCUUGCUAUUAUACGUAGUUUUGUGUAAGUGCUACAAGAGUAGGACUGAAUUGGAGAGUGAAAACUGUAAAUAAUCUGUGUCUCGAGUUUAACACAGUUUUUGUUAAUGGAAUUUCGAAUCGGUUUGCAUA
Juglans regia (Persian walnut) is the source of this 1940-nucleotide messenger RNA. Its product is annotated as protein NRT1/ PTR FAMILY 5.9-like. The record is from RefSeq and is a predicted model, not a curated record. Lineage: Eukaryota; Viridiplantae; Streptophyta; Magnoliopsida; Fagales; Juglandaceae. Gene Ontology annotation, biological process: transmembrane transport. Gene Ontology annotation, molecular function: transmembrane transporter activity. The coding region runs from base 225 to 1883 and encodes 552 amino acids. Gene Ontology annotation, cellular component: membrane. The transcript has 5 exons.